Molecule: messenger RNA, 960 nt
Organism: Microthlaspi erraticum
Lineage: Eukaryota; Viridiplantae; Streptophyta; Magnoliopsida; Brassicales; Brassicaceae
Source: the annotation of a GenBank genome assembly
AUGAGACUGUCCAGGCCGCUCUAUCGAGAAACCGCGGCCAAGCCGUGCAGAGCGGCCGGCCGAGGAAUAAUGUUUCGCGGUCGGCCAAAGUCCAAACUAUCCGUCCAAGCUCCGGCCGAGUACACAUCACGACCCGGGAAGCAAUGUCCCGCGGUCGGCCAAGCCACAACCACUCAAGACGAUGCCGCGCACGACCAUGCCGUGCGAGCCGGGAAGCAACGCCUUGCUGCCGCGCGACCUAACUCACGUACUACGGCCGAUGGCGCCGUCCAAGCCGGAAAGCCACGCCUCGCGUCCGGUCAAGAAACAUUGACCAAUCCUUCACCCGUCCGACCACAGCAGCCGACCACGAAUUCUUCCGGCCACGACCAAUCAGGGAUAGGAAAGGGAAGACCUGAUCCCGCGAUCAAGUUUUUGGCGCCGUUGCCGGGGACCAAUUCGCACCUACAAGCUCUUGCAAGAGAGCUAAUAUGGAGAAGGAUUCACAAGUCCUUGCCCUAUAAAGGCGAUCCACUUCGCCACAUACCACCUCAAAGAGACCUCUUGACGAACAAGAGAUGUCAAGCCCUCAAGCACCACCACCUUCUUGGGAUAGUCCUCCAAAACUAUCUCCUUGAAGACAAGAAGAAACUUCUUCCCUACCUUGAAGCAGCCGACCUGGAGACGUCUAGCCAAGCCGCAUCUUACAGAGAAGAACACCUUCUAGCCACACCAGAAGAGGAGAUUGACCCUGAACUGAUCGAGUUCGUGAAGAGAGAUCAAUUCCAUGAUCUGUUUUCAGAGUAUGCGCUGGAGCACAUAGAUCACUUUGAUAAUCUUUGUGAUUCCUAUGGAGUUUUUGACUUUGAGAAGAAGAUGAUGCUAUUCAGCACAUCACUAGCUGGACCAGCACUAGAUUGGGCGCAGCAUGAGCCACUUCUACAAUCGAGUCAUGGAUCGAUUUUAGAGAAGCUUUCUUGA